GGUUAAUAGUCUACUUGGUACAUACAAAUGAAGGUCGCUAUGUGCGAGGUACCUGCACCACUCACCCACCAAGACAAUUCUGCCUCGGAUUCGAGAAGUCUCGCUUCAGUUGAAUGCCUGGCUUCCAUAUUGACGCAAUCUCCCUAGAGAUCAUUCUUUGGAAAAGCACCUGGAACAGGCCUCAGGUACGAGCACAUAACACGAAUCACUCCUCUCUGUCUACCUUGAACCCGGCGUGCGGCUUCGCUUCGCUCGGGCUAUCCGAGAGUAACUCGUACUCAUCAGCCUCACAUCAUGCAUCUUUGCCCGGUCAAUGCGGCCAGCCACCGCCAUCACUACGCUGCCUCACUCACCGAUCUUUCCACUCAGCCACCAUCGCCCCAUUUGGUCGCCUGCCGACUUUUGGCAUCGAUUUUCCUCUGCCAUUCUUUCGACAUGUCCUCAAUCGGAGGGUCUCAGAACACGAAAUCUCGCUGGAGGCGGUGGGGGGUUUGAGUAGGAUAGUCCACUAAUAGGCACGACCUCGCCACUCCCUCGUUCCCUUUGAGAGCAUACAAGGUUUCACCUGGUGUAUCACCUUCAGCAUGCACGCUGAGAACCACAUUUUCCUACCUUUACAUCAGCAUCUACCUGUCAUUGGACACAUUUUCUUCACGUCAACUUCCAAAACGCACUACAGUGAUGCAUGCUAGACAAAUCGGUACAGGUUGGGUACAUCUCUCUGGCUCUGUCCGGCACAGAGAGUAUUCGAGUACCGAUAUUGCAAAUCCUGAUUUUGACUUCGACUACCUUACUGACCGCCUGUCCGCCCCAUGAUGUCUUUCCCAAACCCAGGCCAUUGGAAAGAGUCCCUCUCCCAAGCCAGGCCAGACCAGGCCAGUCCACUUGCGGAGUAUCGCCUGGUGAAGCUGCGCCAUCUGUGGCACGUGGAUGGCCGGGACAGCCAUGACGCCCCGAUCAUAGAGAUCGCCAUGGAAAAGACGGAGGAUUUGCCUCGAGAUUAGGGAUGAGCACUUGCGCUUUCGUAUAUGCAGAUAUAUGGGAUCUCCGGACGACCUUUCCCGUCCGAAUUUUAUGAUUCGUCGGGCUUUUCUGCGACACCAUUUCUAGCUCGGCACCAAGGAUUUUUCGCACGUAUCCAAUCAGAGGCGAGAUCUUCACUUCUGUAUUCACAUUGGUCCUCUGCUUUGCGUCGACCAAUUUAUUUCUCAGACUUAUGUGAGCCCCAGGU
This is a messenger RNA of Cladophialophora immunda, 1231 nucleotides long. RefSeq lists its product as uncharacterized. Bases 114 to 512 code for a protein of 132 amino acids. Lineage: Eukaryota; Fungi; Ascomycota; Eurotiomycetes; Chaetothyriales; Herpotrichiellaceae. The transcript is spliced from 2 exons. The record is from RefSeq and is a predicted model, not a curated record.